UGCAAAUCACAUCAAAGCCAUUGAAGGUCUUGAUCGUUUGGAGCAUUUGACAAAGCUUCACCUUAGAGAUAAUCAAAUUGACAAACUGGAUAGAUUCUCUGAAAACAUGAAAAACCUGCAAUAUUUGAAUAUGAGGGGAAACAGUGUCUCGGACAUCAAAGAGGUCAAUAAACUAAAGUGUCUCCCAUUACUGAGAGCUCUAGUACUCAUGGAGAACCCAGUAUCAGAUGAAGACGACUAUCGUAUAGAAGUAUUGAUCACUUUACGAAGACUCGAGAGACUCGACAAAGAUGAAUACACAGAUGACGAGAGACAAGAAGCAGAGGAGAUUUACGAGCAAAGACGACAAGAAGAAGCUGCUGCGCAAGGAACACAAGAAAUCAUUCAGACUGACGAGGAUGACUGACCGGGUUACCUGUCUAGUUAUAAUCCGCGCCGCGGUGCACUGGUUUAGUCCUGGUUUGAGAUGAUAGUACGACACUCUAUCUGUCCCUUUAUAUCAAUUGUUGUAAAUAGAUUCCAUUGUAUUAAAUMUUUGAUUGAUCA
This is a messenger RNA of Exaiptasia diaphana, 546 nucleotides long. Its product is annotated as leucine-rich repeat-containing protein 23. NCBI's taxonomy places the organism in Eukaryota, Metazoa, Cnidaria, Anthozoa, Actiniaria, Aiptasiidae. Gene Ontology annotation, molecular function: protein binding. The record is from RefSeq and is a predicted model, not a curated record.